CCAGGGUUGGGUGCUGAGGAAUUGUUUGGGCUGAGUCGUACAGCUUUAGCUAGUCAUUGAGAAGUAAUUUCGAAUUGUAUUUUGUAUUCAGUUUUUGGAGUAUAUUUUCAUAUCAGUUAGCUAGCGAAAUGCCUGGAAUUGAUAAAUUGCCGAUAGAAGAAACAUUGGAGGACAGCCCGCAGACGCGCUCCUUGCUGGGUGUUUUUGAGGAGGAUGCGGCCGCCAUCUCCAGCUACACGCAGCAGCUCUUCCAGGCCAUGCAGAGAAUCUACGAUGCACAGAACGAGCUGAGUGCUGCCACCCACCUGACCUCCAAGCUGCUGAAGGAGUAUGAGAAACAGCGGUUCCCCCUAGGGGGCGAUGACGAGGUCAUGAGCUCCACUCUGCAGCAGUUCGCCAAGGUCAUCGACGAGCUCAGCUCAUGCCACGCGGUCCUGUCCACACAGCUGGCCGAUGCCAUGAUGUUCCCCAUCACGCAGUUCAAGGAGAGGGACUUAAAAGAGAUCCUCACUCUGAAGGAGGUGUUCCAGAUCGCCAGCGAUGACCACGACAUGGCCAUCAACAGAUACAGCAGGUUGUCCAAAAGACGGGACAAUGAGAAGGUGAGGUGUGAGGUGAUGGAGGAUGUGUACACCUCCAGGAAGAAGCAGCACCAGACCAUGAUGCACUACUUCACUGCCCUCAACACCCUGCAGUACAAGAAGAAGAUAGCCCUUCUUGAGCCACUGCUGGGAUAUAUGCAGGCACAGAUCAGCUUCUUCAAGCUGGGCUCAGAGAACCUGACGCAGCAGUGGGAGGACUUCCUGUCCACCAUCGGCACCAGCGUGCAGAAUGUGCGCAGGGAGAUGGAUGGAGAGGUGGAUGUCAUGCAGCAGACCAUCCAGGACCUGGAGCAGGCCAGUGACAUCCUCUACAUGCCUGACCCCGACCCCAGCAAGAUCCCCAUCAACCGCAACCUCACACGCAAGGCUGGGUACCUCAACACCCGCAAUAAAACGGGCCUAGUGUCCUCGUCCUGGGACCGGCAGUACUUCUUCUCCCAGGGAGGGAACCUGAUGAGCCAGGCGCGGGGCGACGUGGCGGGGGGCCUGGUCAUGGACAUCGACAACUGCUCCGUGAUGGCGGUGGACUGCGAGGACCGGCGCUUCUGCUUCCAGAUCACCUCCUUCGACGGGAAGAAAGUGGCCAUUCUGCAGGCGGAGAGUCGGAAAGAUUGUGAGGAGUGGAUUGCGACGAUUAACAACAUCUCAAAACGCAUCUAUCUGAGUGAGAACCCUGAGGAGAUUGCUGCUAGAGUCAACCAGUCCGCCCUGGAGGCUGUGACGCCCUCGCCCUCCUUCCAGCAGAGACACGAGAGUCUGCGGCCGAGCACGCAAGGCCGCCCCAGGGCGGCGCGCUCCAGCAGCCAGAGCUCGAUGGGCUGUGAGUCGCCCGCCCUGUCCUCCCUCUCCCUGGACUCCCUGGUGGCCCCCGACACGCCCAUCCAGUUCGACAUCAUCUCGCCCGUCAGCGAGGAGUACGCCAGCCAGGCCAAGAGCGGCGGGCAGGGGAGCAGAAGGACGAACCCAUUUGGAGAGUCUGGAGAGACGCCGUCUGAGGACAGUGAAGACUCCAUCCUGCACCAGCUCUACAUCGUGCGCUUCCUGGGCUGCAUGGAGGUGCGGGCGUCGGAGAGCGCCGACGUCGUCUACGAGACCAUGCGUCAGAUCCUGGCCGCGCGCGCCAUCCACAACAUCUUCCGCAUGACCGAGUCCCACCUGCUGGUCACCUGCGACUGCCUCAAGCUCAUCGAUCCACAGACGCAGGUGACACGAUUGAGGUUCCCCCUCUCCAGCAUAGUGCUGGUAGCCUCCCACCAGGAGAACAAGCGUCUGUUUGGCUUUGUGCUGCAGACGGCGGGGGGGCGGGCCGAUGGCCAGCCCGUCUCGGUCUGCUACAUCUUCGAGUCCAACAACGACGGCGAGAAGAUCUGUGACAGUGUGGGCUUGGCGAAGCAGAUCGCCUUCCACUCAGAGAUGGACCGCAGGGCCUCAGAGAAGCAGAAGGAGCUGGACAAGGCCAAAGAGAAACAGCAGGAGGAGCUGAGCAAACAGAAACAGAUUGAGAAGGACUUAGAGGAGCAGAGCCGUCUGAUCGCCGCCUCCGCGCGGCCCAGCCCGGCCGCCGCUGACGGACAGGUCCUGGUGCUGAGCAACAGCCAAUCGGAGGACAGCGACGCCGGGGAGGAGGGGCGGAAGAAGGGGGAGUCGGACGCCUGAUUGGAGCAGACUGAGCCGCAGGGGUGAGACCGGCCCCGCCCACGCGCGCACCCCCACCCUGUGACCCCCCCUGCAGGGCCUCUGCCUGCCCCAGCUGGGGCUCCACCACGCGAGAGGAAGGUCACCUCCAACCCCGGCCCCAAAACAAGAGAAGAAGAACAUAAACACUAUGAAAGAGGAAGUCUGAUGACUUUUGGACUCUGCCCUUUGAGCUUUCCAAGAAAAUUCCUCGCUUUGUAUAAAUCUUUUAUUUUGUACUGGCUUCUUUAUUCAGAAGAUAUACAUUUUAUAUAUAUAUAUGUGUAUAUAUAUAUGUGUAUGUGUAUAUAUACAUAUACAUAUAUAAAAUGUGCUUUUAGAGUAUAAUGUUUUAUAUAUAAAUCAAUGCAGAACUGAUAAACCACCGCAUACUAAAACAUUAAAAAAGAGAUGUAUGGAAUACUAAACCUAUCAGAGGGUGAUUGCACGUGUUAAUAACCAACACAUUUAUUAAGGACUUGCAAUGUAUGUUUAAUAAUGUACAUUUAAUUCAUUACUGUAUUCUCAGCUUCUGUUACAGUGUGAUUAUGUGAUUAACAAGUUUUGCAUGGGAUCUGUUGACCGAGGGGGCUACUGCAGGUCACGCUUUCCAUCACCGAUCUUGGUCUGGUCGCGCCAGUCAAACACGGGUCGGCUCGUUACCGAGUCCGGUUUGUGAGGAGCCCGCGGCUAAUGAGCAGUUUGAAGUACGUGGAGGAGAGACGCGCGUCUAAUUUAGACUUCCAAGGCGAGCAGGGGGAAUUGGCAUGAUGAUCUAACAGAUUUUCGAGAAUGAAAGCAUGGCAGGUUGUUGCUUUUUUAACCGGAGUGUAUACGCUGAGUCACCUACAUAAUAGUGCUUAUUCAAAUCUCAGCUGAGUCUGGCAGACCGCUCAGAAACCCUAAUCAAAAUACUGUGCCCAUAUGCCUUCACAUUUACUUUUAAAUAUGGAGAAUAUCGCCGUUUAUUUCCAACGGUCCCCGUUGUCAAAGCAGUUGUGAAAUCCUUUUUUUAUGCCUCACUGGUGUGUCUCGUCUGUCGAUUUUUGUCUGUGUAUGUAAAAUGAAAUUGGGAGUAUAUUUGCUUGUCAUCUGUAUGUAACACUUACUACUCUGCUCCAGUUCUCUGUGCCAUCUCCACGCCAUCGUGCUCCACUUUAAACUGGUGUGGAUAUUUGCAAUUGUUUAAAUGUGUACAUUGAUCACACGAUCACAGGAAUCUCCCCAAAAGCCCAGGAUAUAUUCAGAGUUUUCAUUUGGAGGCUUUGAGCUGGUAUUGAACAUCUGAGGAAGCCUCUUCUCCAGUCAGGAAGUUAAAUAUAAAAUGUUACGUUUCAUUCUCACGUGAGGGAAAGCGGGAAAAGAGAACCUUUUCUCUUUUUUGCUUGCAGUUUUCCCUUGCUUCACCCACAGAAUUAUCUGCGUGUAAGUUUUCUUCGAGUUAGUGGGCCAAAUGAAUGUCAGUCGCACUCAGAGGGCAUAAUUUAGCAGGUUUUCUUUUUUUUUACCCUAAAACGCUAAUUUUGUUCAUAUCCCAAAAUUUGACGCCCCCGUACAACAGAUGCCACAUUACAAUUGAACGUGAUGUCUCUCGUUGAGUCGUGAGGAAUUGAAAAUAUGUCCACUGAGUGCAUGCAUCUCUGUGACUUGGCUGAAAUAUGUUUACCGUGUUAUUCAUUUCCAUUUCAUUUUCAUACUUUAGGAAAAUUCUGUUUUCAUGGUACACCCAUUGCAUCGACGUGAAACCCCUGUAGGCCUACUUUUUUUUUUUUUUGCAUUUAAUAUGAGCAGCUACAUGUUCGAGGAUGAGAUUUCCUGCUACAAUGUAAGAGGACUGCAAAUUAGAAUUUACUUUCAAAUAGAACAAAUAAAUGAUAAGACUGAGUAAGUGUGAAUAUCUCAAGAUUAUCCUGAAGUGGACUGUCUCUGCUUUAAUUGAUUGGCAUGAAACAACGGUGAAGGAGUAGAGGUUAGUUAAAGUUUAUGGGGGAACUGCACUUUAGUGUUAUAGGACAAGGAGUUGAUGUUUUCUUAAAAUGUUUACUGUAUAUACAUCGGUGAUUCUUGUGGCAGUUAAAGCAAAGAUAACUUUUUAAAAAUGCCUAAAGAUCUUUUAAAAAUAAAUGUACAGCAUUGGAA
Molecule: messenger RNA, 4415 nt
Organism: Conger conger (European conger)
Lineage: Eukaryota; Metazoa; Chordata; Actinopteri; Anguilliformes; Congridae
Gene: appl1
Product: adaptor protein, phosphotyrosine interaction, PH domain and leucine zipper containing 1
Exons: 22
Coding region: 129-2258 (709 amino acids)
Biological process (GO): signaling
Cellular component (GO): endosome membrane; cytoplasm
Molecular function (GO): identical protein binding
Source: RefSeq, a predicted model, not a curated record